UCUUAUGCAGAACAAAAUCUUGCUCAUAGUUAUAACUUAUAAACUUGUAGUUCUUCCUCCCACACAAGCCACCACAAUCUGAGUCUGACACAAAAAGAUGGAAGGGGUUGAGGGAAGCAGUAGCGGCGGAGCACCGUACACAUUAAAGGCAACAAAGUACAACAACGAAGACAUACUGUUCUGUAUUGACGUUGACUCAGAAAGUAUGUCCGAAAUGAAGAAUACGGGUCCAAAUGGUCGACCCAUAACCCGACUUGAUUCAAUUAAACAAUCCAUACUUUUAUUCAUCCAUGCUAAACUCACCAUCAACCCCAAUCAUCGUUUCGCUUUCGCCUCUCUCUCCAAAUCUGCUUCUUGGGUGCGAAAGGAGUUCACUAGUGAAGUUGAUUCUGCAACUGCUGCAUUUAGAAGUUUGUCUGUGAGCUCAUCAGGGGGUCAUGCAGACCUUACCCAGCUGUUUCGGAUUGCAGCUCAUGAAGCGAAAAAAUCAAGGUCUCAGAAUCGAAUAUUAAGAGUGAUCUUACUAUAUUGUCGUUCAUCGCUACAACCGCGAUUUCAAUGGCCUGCAAACCAGAAACUCUUCACUUUGGAUGUGAUCUACCUUCAUGACAAGCCAGGACCUGAUAAUUGCCCCCAAAAAGUGUAUGAUGCUCUUGUAGAAGCACUGGAACAUGUUACAGAGUAUGAGGGCUACAUCUUUGAAAGUGGUCAGGGCUUACAACGGGUUCUUUUCCGUCACAUGUGCUUGUUAUUGUCACACCCUCAGCAGCGAUGCCUACAAGACGACCUUGGUUUACCCACGACCCUAGCAAAGAAAUUGCCAGCAACUGACUCUACACCAGGUGAAGACACCAUCUCUGUGUCUAGCCAAUGAGAAUGUUGAUGACUUGGUAUUCAGUUUCUGCAGCAGGUGUUAAGGUGAUUUAUUUUUCGAGAUUUUGCUGUAAUUAUCAAGGUCAUCUUCAGGCAUUGUAUGAAAGUUGAAAAAAAGGCAGCAGUUGCAACUUUUCUUUUCUUCUUCUUCUUCUUCUUUAGCUUUUCUCUGCUAAACUGCUUUGCUUUCAAGUCAGCAUUAUGUAAAUUUAGGAGCUUUUAACGGCUGUUGCUCAGUAGGUGUAAUUGGAGUAAUAUGACUAAUAUCAAUUUAAUUCUCGUUACUACAUAA
Molecule: messenger RNA, 1165 nt
Organism: Beta vulgaris subsp. vulgaris (sugar beet)
Lineage: Eukaryota; Viridiplantae; Streptophyta; Magnoliopsida; Caryophyllales; Amaranthaceae
Exons: 3
Coding region: 98-874 (258 amino acids)
Biological process (GO): positive regulation of DNA repair
Cellular component (GO): BRCA1-A complex; BRISC complex
Source: RefSeq, a predicted model, not a curated record